AUGCCCCAGAGGCUGUGGGAGAAGCUGUGGGAGGAGUUGGGGUUCGGCUCGAGCCGCGGCGUCGUCGGCGAGCAGCCUGUGCCGAGCGAGAGCGGUCUUGCUCCCGAUUCGUGGACGCCGCUCGAACUGGAGCCAUGGGUGGCGCUCUCGCUGGCCGCCGAGCCCUCGGUCGCGGACGCUGGCUUCGCUCCGGCCUACGCCUUCGGCCCCUCGGGCCGCGCGGUCACGACGGAGGUGCAGCGCAUUGGCGGUGGCGACGGCCUGGACAUCUGCUGCUGCCGAGUGAGUCGGCGGCAGCGGCUGCAGCCCUGCGGUUGCGCCCGCCCGGGGAGGCUGCGGCGCGCCGGGGGCGCCGCCUCGCUCGUGGAGGCGAGUGCGUGUGCGGUGGGCGGGCGAGGCCGGCGGCAGCGCAGGGGCCACCCGUGCCCCCUGCGCCAGAGGUCGGGGCGAGUCGGGCGUCUCCCCCCUCCUGGGUCCCACGUGCUCUUCCUGCUGCUCCUGGCGAGGGCUGCCGGCUUCGGGUGUGCUGCCGGCGACGAUCGUGGAGGGCGUCUGUCUAUAGGCUUCGGCUACGUCGGUUUCGAUUCCGACGAUUGUGCUGAAUCGGAAACCUCUGGGCUAAUUACGCUGGAUAUCGGACUAACCUGUUAA
Messenger RNA from Prorocentrum cordatum, 651 nucleotides. NCBI's taxonomy places the organism in Eukaryota, Dinophyceae, Prorocentrales, Prorocentraceae. The record is from the annotation of a GenBank genome assembly.